Molecule: messenger RNA, 1777 nt
Organism: Poecilia reticulata (guppy)
Lineage: Eukaryota; Metazoa; Chordata; Actinopteri; Cyprinodontiformes; Poeciliidae
Product: atypical chemokine receptor 3-like
Biological process (GO): vasculogenesis; angiogenesis; G protein-coupled receptor signaling pathway
Cellular component (GO): membrane
Molecular function (GO): chemokine binding; coreceptor activity; G protein-coupled receptor activity
Source: RefSeq, a predicted model, not a curated record
CUGUGGGAGGUUCUUCCUCUAAAGUUGAGAGCGCACCGGGACUCCACACUCUGCAGCCGCCUCUGGACUCUGUUGGACCCUCUCUGGACCGAGCCGAACCCUGCUGUCUGAGCUCCGGACCUGGCCCGUCAUGAGCCUAAGCAGCAGUGACCUCUCUGAGCUGGUGGACCUGUGGGAGGAGCUGAACCUGACCUCCAACCUGUCUCGGGUGGAGGCCAUGAUGUGUUCAGGCGCCGUCAGCCACGCCGCGCUCCUCCUCUGCCUCUCCAUUCUCUACAUCUUCAUCUUCCUGGUGGGCGUGGCCUCCAACAUCCUGGUGUUCUGGGUGAACCUGCGGCCCGACCGGGCCCAGUGCGGGUCCCACCUGUAUGUGGUGAACCUGGCCGUGGCAGACCUGGGCGUGGUUCUGACCCUGCCCGUCUGGGUCACGUCUCUGCUGCAGGGCGGACUCUGGCCGUUCGGAGAGGUCAUCUGUAAGGUCACCCAUCUGGUGUUCAGCCUCAAUCUGUUCAGCAGCAUCUUCUUCCUCGCCUGUAUGAGCGUCGACAGCUACCUGUCUGCCACGCUGCUCUCUGGCGCCCUCAGCUGGAGGAGGAAGACGCUGCGGCGGCUUAUCUGCGCAUCGCUCUGGCUGCUGGCAUUGGCGGCAUCCGUUCCUGACACCUACUUCCUGCAGGCUGUAAGGUCCCCCCACCGCGACGGCGCCGUGUGCCGACCCGUGUACCCGCCGGAGAACCCCCGGGACUGGAUGGUGGGAGUCCAGCUCAGCUUCUUCGUGCUCGGCUUCGCCGUCCCCUUCCCCAUUAUCGCCGUCUUCUAUCUGCUCCUGGUAGCCGCCAUCCCUCCCAGCUCGGACCCGGAGCGCAGGAUAAGCCGGCGGAUCGUCCUCUCCUACAUCCUGGUGUUUCUGGUGUGUUGGCUGCCGUUCCACGCCGUCUUGUUGCUGGACUCUCUGACGCUGAUGAAUGUCCUGCCCUUCACCUGCCGGCUGGAGAGCUUCCUGGAUGUGGCGCUUCACCUGACGCAGUGCUUCUCCUUGGUGCACUGCUGCGUCAAUCCCAUUCUUUACAACCUCUGGCACAGAAGCUACAGGGAUGACCUGAUGAAGGCCUUCAUCUUCAGGUACUCCUCUAGAACUGGGCUGGCCAGGCUCAUCGACACCUCACAGGCCUCAGAGACGGAGAACUCUGCAGUCCUGGUGGACCACAGUGGUCCAAUCUGAACCAGGAAGUCUUCGUAAACAUUGAACAUCUGCUGGUCCUUUGGAUUUUUUAGUCUUUAUCUGCCUCUGAAGGAUGUUCUGUAGAACCUAUUGAAUGUCUUUACUCUUGUGGUACCAGGCAAGGUGGAAAAGUCUCCUUUGUACCAAGAACUCCUGAUGAGGUAAACUGGAGGACGGUUUGCUAAAGACUUCUUCAGAAGUUCAACACUGGAGUAAGUUUAGAUGUCAAAUUAUGAGGGUCAGAGGUCAAUGGUCUUUCAUCGUCAACGGUCACCAUGAACGUCGGUAGACCUGCAGACAUUGGGAACGCCUCACAUUUUCCACGUUGACAGGAGAUUUUGACGGUCUACACUCGAGAGAAACGGCGUUACCUUCAUCAGAUCCAUGAGACGUUUCAGACAAAGUCAGCACGGUUCUACAAAGACUUUCCAGAACUUCUUCUGUCUGGUUUGCAGAUCUGUUUGAUGCUGUGAAACUGUUAAUGAUGAACAGUUCCUUUCUUCUUUUAUGAGUCCAUAAUAAAGCAGACUGAUCUGCAGACGGUACCUUCAACAA